GGUGGUGGUCGGCAGCCUGUCCAGCGUCUCCACGUGGAGCCCUCUGCAGCUGAUGAUGACAGAAAACAUCAGCUCGGACGUCCUGAUUCCUCUGAACCCUGCAGACUCUCAGACAGCAUGGCACGCGUUGGCCACGCCGGCAUGACGGCAGAUGAGGUGACGGAAAACAUCGAGGCUGCUUUCCAAACAGUGGCGGCCAAACUACGCACGAAAAGUCCGGUGAUAAAGCUCAUCCAUAUAAAGAGCCAGACGUCGGGGGCCCUGCCCAUCUACACGUCAGACCUGAACCACCUCAGCGUGCUGGACGAGGCAGAGAAACAGGCUCAGGCUGCCAGGCAGGAGGCUGCGGCCAAAAAGCAGGCGAAGAAGAACAAGGCGGCGGAGGAGAAGAAAAGCGCGGUGACGGGGGGAGAAAUCCCACAGCUGGUUCCCAUAGCAACACCUAGCAAAAAGCCCAAACUGGAGAAGGCACCCAAACCUGCUGCAGCGAAGAAAGGAAGGAAAGGAAAGAAAGCACCAAACAAAAUGACCAAGACAUCUGGAAAGACUGAGUCCAAAGGGAAGAGAAGAGUUCCCAAAGUGAAGUGAUUGUCAGAGCGUCUUCACACAUGACGCUCUCAACAUGGACGUUAUAUUACGGGACCAGGUUGUUCAGACUGGUCAAUAUAUUCACUCUGUUCUGUCUUUCUUUGCUCGGAUGAUGCAGAUUAUAAAGUGGAACUGAAAUGAU
Molecule: messenger RNA, 730 nt
Organism: Cottoperca gobio
Lineage: Eukaryota; Metazoa; Chordata; Actinopteri; Perciformes; Bovichtidae
Product: translation initiation factor IF-2-like
Exons: 5
Coding region: 118-588 (156 amino acids)
Source: RefSeq, a predicted model, not a curated record